This is a messenger RNA of Penicillium mononematosum, 726 nucleotides long. Its product is annotated as cytochrome b561 domain-containing protein. Bases 1 to 726 code for a protein of 241 amino acids. NCBI's taxonomy places the organism in Eukaryota, Fungi, Ascomycota, Eurotiomycetes, Eurotiales, Aspergillaceae. Gene Ontology annotation, molecular function: transmembrane monodehydroascorbate reductase activity. The transcript has 4 exons. The record is from RefSeq and is a predicted model, not a curated record.
AUGGCCUCCGCAACAGGAAUUCCACAAGAUCACCCAGCGACUAUUGAAGCGCGUGAAGAUGAGCCUCUAUUGGGCCGUCCAGGCGAUGUCACGCAAAAGCCCAACGAGAUCAUUUAUCGAAACCUCUUCACAGGAACAGCAAGUGUAGCACAAGCAGGAAUUUGGAUUCUAGCAGCGUUGGUCUGGCAGGGCAUCUUAUCCCAGCCCCUCUCGUUGUUCACCCCGCAUCCGCUACUCGGCAUAUCUGCACUCCUUCUUCAAGUCCAGGCCGCUCUCAUUUUGCAACCAACCGCCACCCCUCAACAGAAAAGUACCGGUACACGCAUCCACUACUCCCUUCAACUACUCAGCGUGGUCCUUUUUGUAUCUGCCUUUGUUAUUAUCGAGGUUAACAAGGGCUCUCAUCCUCACUUUGUCUCUCCUCACGGCAUUCUUGGUCUUACUACUUACAUCGCUAUCAUUCUGCAAGCGGUGGUCGGUAUUAUCCAGUACUUUGUGCCGGUCACCGUCCUCGGUAGUAUCGACGCCGGGAAGCGCAUUUACAAAUAUCAUCGCUGGAGCGGCUAUGUUUUGCUACUGCUGGAGAUGGCGACUGUCGUGGCGGCGACGCAGACCACCUACAACGUGAUCGCGAUUCAUAUUCCUCUAUGGGGUGUACUUGUCGCUGCCGUUUUGAUUCUCGCUGGUGUGGGUGCGAGGAUUAAGAAGCAUAAAUUGGGACUGUGA